AUGUUCAACAACGUGGGCGAUGGUGCAAUCACUUCAGCCCAGAACGAUUUGUUGAAUGCAGAUAUCGGCGCAGCAAUGCAGACGCCGUCCACUCCCUCGCGUCAAGCGAUAAUCGCCCAGGCACAGGGCUGGUAUACAAAUGAUUUCGCCCAGAGCUGUGCUCCCCAGAGCAGGCUGCGCGCUUUUGCAGCGGCCGCAGGUCCUAUUUCUUUGUUCUACGAGACGCUUACGCAUCAAAUCGUCGAGAUGCGAUCUGACAACGGAUGGGCCAAUACCGGCUUCCUCCAAGAUAACGUCUUGCCCGGUACCGAAAUGGCCGAGAUGCAUUCGCCCGGUGGCUACCUCGCCAUAUUGUUCUUUCAGGAUAAACAAGGCUACAUAUGCUACAGAAAGGCGAGCGGGGUAGUUUGGGACGACGAGACACAGGCAACUUGUAACGGUAGUAUAGUAGUACCGUAUACGCUUUGUAAGCCGCCGCGAGGCGGCAUGAUGCAAUAG
Messenger RNA from Punctularia strigosozonata HHB-11173 SS5, 498 nucleotides. RefSeq lists its product as uncharacterized. The record is from RefSeq and is a predicted model, not a curated record. The transcript has 6 exons. The coding region runs from base 1 to 498 and encodes 165 amino acids. NCBI's taxonomy places the organism in Eukaryota, Fungi, Basidiomycota, Agaricomycetes, Corticiales, Punctulariaceae.